Molecule: messenger RNA, 1630 nt
Organism: Papaver somniferum (opium poppy)
Lineage: Eukaryota; Viridiplantae; Streptophyta; Magnoliopsida; Ranunculales; Papaveraceae
Product: auxin-responsive protein IAA33-like
Exons: 2
Coding region: 423-899 (158 amino acids)
Biological process (GO): regulation of DNA-templated transcription
Cellular component (GO): nucleus
Molecular function (GO): protein binding
Source: RefSeq, a predicted model, not a curated record
UCUGCAUAUUUUCAUUAACAAAAACAUCCUUAAAUAGAAUUUACAUUAGACUAAAUCACUAACCACUGAUUAACCCACUAACAAUUAAUUCCUAAACUUUAGCUCCCAUUUCCUAUAUUAAAUCACGUUCAACAUUACCUAAAUAAUAGGAAAUCCCAAAUAAUAGGUCUCCCAUAAUCACACGUAUAACAGUACCUAAUUAUUAGGUUUAAUUCCCGAUAUUUUGAAUUAAUAUUUCCAACCAUCAUCAACAACAACAACAAAAUUCACUAAAAAGAAGAAACUCGAUACUACAAACGAAACUCAAUACAGAUAAUUCUGAUGAUCAUCAUCACAGAACCGUGAAUAACAUUAACCCGAGUUCUGGAUUUUACGCAAGGCCCGUCAGUUCUGCAAUUACUCAUAAUCAUCAUCGAAAAGCUAUGUUUCUAAGUAAUAGUAAUAUGCAGCUUCGUAUUAAAAACUUUCAUGGUUUUCAUAGUGUAGAAUUCGACGAUCAGCAAAUUAAAGAAGAUGAAACUCUUUUGAAAGUGAUUCCAAAAGUGACCGUAGUACUUGAAGGUCGUUCAAUAUGUCAACGUAUAAGUCUUGAUGAACAUUCAAAUUAUCAUAGUCUAGCUAAAGCUCUGCGUCAAAUGUUUGUCGAUGCAGGUGUAAUAGGAGAUCAUCAUCUUUCAACACUCGUCAUUGACAACAAUAGUACUAGUAAAGAGGAACAACUGCUUUCUCUCUCUAAUGCCAUUCCUGGUCACCUUAUUGCUUAUGAAGAUAUGGAAGAUGACCUUCUCCUUGCUGGAGAUCUUAAUUGGAAGGAUUUUGUUAGACUAGCAAAGAGAAUUCGGAUAAUUCCAGUUAAAGAAAAAUCAAGGAGAGGCAGAUGGGGAGGAGUAGAAUCCUAAUUGUAACAGUACUAAUUAAGACCACUGCUAGCUUUUCAUGUUUAGUUAUACAUAUGAAGACACAAUAAUAUGGAAUUAAGCAAGGAACGUACGUAAACCUACACGAAAAACCUAACAUCAGUGGGUUAGCAAUUUGUAAUGUAAGAGUUUUAUGCAUAUGAACACAAUUUGGAGUGUGGUUACUCAGAUGAAUUUCAAACACAGAUCAGAGACAAUAAAAAUAGUUUAAUACGAAGUUUGUUCAACUUCAUUACCUCGGAUCAGAGACAAUAUAAAUACUAAAUUGCCUCAGAUUGUGUCACAUACAUGGCUUAUUGACUACCUAAGGAAAAGUUUGGUAUCAAUAAUCGUUUAGAUCUGAAUUUGACUUCUCAAACUCAAGGUUUGAAAAAGAAACAAUGGGUUUAAGGAGUGCAGUCUAAGCUGAACCAAGAAGGAUAUUAAGUGACCACUGGUCGAACAGUUAUCGAGGAUGAUGACAUAUGAAAAGACAGAUUCUUGUGGAAAAUCAUUACAAAUUUAAACCUAAAACAUACAUUGUAACUAUGGAAUUCAAGUUUAAGUGUGUUAUGCCAAUCAUCCCCGUAUAAGGAAUAUCCAAAAAUUGUUAAACUCAACUAAAAUAAUGUUGUUCAUAAGGGCAGAUGAAUUACUGACAGUGCCUUUUCAGCUAAUUCAAUCAAUAUAUUUCAAAUUUAAGGUCUUUGAUCAUACUAUGGCCUGUAGAAAUA